This is a messenger RNA of Ilex paraguariensis (yerba mate), 1599 nucleotides long. The record is from the annotation of a GenBank genome assembly. Lineage: Eukaryota; Viridiplantae; Streptophyta; Magnoliopsida; Aquifoliales; Aquifoliaceae.
AUUUGAGUGUUCAACCACUACAAAUACAUGAUGCUGAUCUCUGAACUCCCACAUCCUUGGUUUCUCUUCCUUUGGAGGAAAAAAAUGGUUUCAUCUUCUCCUCCUCCACAUCCAAAGGAAGUUCCAUCAGAUGAUCAAUGGAAGGACGACGCUCCCCCUCGAGAAGCCAAAUGGUGGUAUUCGACUUUUCACACUGUCACUGCCAUGGUUGGUGCUGGUGUUCUCAGCUUGCCAUAUGCCAUGGCCUACUUAGGAUGGGGUCCAGGGACAUUGGUGAUGGUCUUAUCUUGGUGCAUAACCUUGAACACAAUGUGGCAGAUGAUACAGCUCCAUGAAUGUGUGCCCGGUGUUCGCUUUGAUCACUACUAUCACCUUGGCCAACAUGCCUUUGGGCCAAAAUUAGGGGCAUGGAUAGUACUCCCACAGCAGCUAAUUGUCCAGGUUGGUUGUGACAUUGUGUACAUGGUCACUGGAGGGAAGUGCCUCAAGAAGUUCUUGGAGAUAGCCUGUACCAAUUGCACCAGAAUUAGGCAAUCCUAUUGGAUUUGCAUCUUUGGUUCCAUCCAUUUCUUCCUUUCUCAGCUCCCCAAUUUUAAUUCCGUUUCUGGUGUUUCAUUGGCUGCCGCAGUCAUGUCACUAUGUUAUUCAACUAUAGCUUGGGUGGGUUGCUUGGGCCGAGGGAGGAUCGACAAUGUGAGCUAUGGAUACAAGAAAACUAGUGGAGCUGAUUACAUUUUUCGCGUCUUUAAUGCAUUGGGUCAGAUAUCAUUUGCAUAUGCUGGUCAUGCAGUGGCACUCGAAAUUCAGGCCACUAUUCCAUCCACUCCUGAGAAGCCCUCAAGAUUACCAAUGUGGAAAGGUGCAAUUGGGGCCUAUUUCAUCAAUGCACUCUGUUAUUUCCCAGUUGCUUUCAUUGGAUACUGGGCAUUUGGACAAGAUGUUGAUGACAAUGUGUUGGUGGCACUUCAGAAACCUUCAUGGCUCAUUGCUGCUGCAAACUUAAUGGUGGUGAUUCAUGUUAUUGGCAGCUAUCAGGUUUACGCGAUGCCAGUGUUUGACAUGCUGGAGAAGACUAUGGUGAAAAGGCUGAAUUUUCCGCCAGGACUUGCACUUAGAAUCAUCGUUCGUUCUGCUUAUGUUGCAUUCACUUUGUUCAUCGGUGUCACCUUCCCUUUCUUUGGGGAUCUUCUUGGUUUCUUUGGCGGUUUUGGUUUCGCUCCAACAACUUAUUUUCUUCCUAGCAUAAUAUGGCUCAUACUCAAGAAACCGAGGAGAUUCAGUAUCUCAUGGCUUAUCAAUUGGGGAUGCAUAUUCAUAGGAGUCUUCAUUAUGGUGGCAUCAACUAUUGGUGGUUUGAGGAAUAUCAUUGCUGACUCCUCCACCUAUGAGUUCUACUCAUGAAUAAUGGCACUCGUGGAAGAUGUAAUCAAGUUAGAAUGUGCUUGUUUGUGGUUAGUUAUGGGUUUCAGUCUAAGAAUUAUUCUAUUUCAGAAUCAGAGUAAGUUUAUCGGCCAAUUAUCUCUCACAAAUUUCAUUAUAAGCAAGAGUCUUAUUUGCAGGUUACGAACUUUUUAAAGAUAAAUUUAUUCCAAUUUGUUU